CCAGUGCCUCCACUCCCACUACCCGGGAAGGCCGUGCAGGGCGCGAGCGCUGCUUUCGCUUUCUCUUCCCGGUGCCCACUCCUCGCUCCGCGUGCGGCGCUAGGCCCCCGCCCCGGCCAUGGCCACGCUCAGGGUCCAGCCUGAAGCCCAAGCCAAGGUGGAUGUGUUCCGGGAAGACCUGUGUACUAAGACAGAGAACCUGCUUGGGAACUAUUUCCCCAAGAAGAUUUCUGAGUUGGAUGCAUUUUUAAAGGAGCCAGCUCUCAAUGAAUUCAACCUGAGCAAUCUGAAGGCCCCUCUGGACAUCCCAGUGCCCGAUCCAGUCAAGGAGAAAGAGAAGGAGGAGCGGAAGAAACAGCAGGAGAAGGAAGACAAGGAUGAAAAGAAGAAAGGGGAAGAUGAAGAUAAAGGUCCGCCCUGUGGCCCAGUGAACUGCAAUGAGAAGAUCGUGGUCCUCCUGCAGCGGCUGAAGCCUGAGAUUAAGGAUGUCAUUGAGCAGCUCAACCUGGUCACCACCUGGUUGCAGCUGCAGAUACCUCGGAUUGAGGAUGGGAAUAAUUUUGGAGUGGCUGUCCAGGAGAAGGUGUUUGAGCUGAUGACCAGCCUUCACACCAAGCUGGAAGGCUUCCACACUCAGAUCUCCAAGUAUUUCUCUGAGCGGGGUGAUGCCGUGGCCAAAGCAGCUAAGCAGCCUCAUGUGGGUGAUUAUCGGCAGCUGGUACAUGAGUUGGAUGAGGCAGAGUACCGGGACAUCCGGCUGAUGGUCAUGGAGAUCCGCAAUGCUUAUGCUGUGUUAUAUGACAUCAUCCUGAAGAACUUCGAGAAGCUCAAGAAGCCCAGGGGAGAAACAAAGGGGAUGAUCUAUUGAAAGCCUCCUCAUUCUGUGAUGGGUCCAGCAGAGACCUUCCAGACUUUCACAGGGGACUCCAGACUUGCCCCACCUUCUGCCUGUUGAGGUUUCUCCCUCACCUUGUCUCCCGGGCACAAUAAAUAUAGUCAUACCACUGCCCAACAA
Molecule: messenger RNA, 1015 nt
Organism: Camelus dromedarius (Arabian camel)
Lineage: Eukaryota; Metazoa; Chordata; Mammalia; Artiodactyla; Camelidae
Gene: PSME1
Product: proteasome activator subunit 1
Exons: 11
Coding region: 119-868 (249 amino acids)
Biological process (GO): positive regulation of endopeptidase activity; regulation of proteasomal protein catabolic process; regulation of G1/S transition of mitotic cell cycle
Cellular component (GO): proteasome activator complex; nucleoplasm; cytoplasm
Molecular function (GO): endopeptidase activator activity
Source: RefSeq, a predicted model, not a curated record